AUGGGGGAAUCAUAUUUUCUCUUGGCAAUCUUAACAAUUGUCAUGUCUAUUUCCACUGCAAUAUCACAAUCACCUAUUCAAAAUUUUCUCAAUUGUUUUUCAAAUAAUUCUCAUGUAUCUGAAGUCAUUUACACACCAAACAACACCUCAUUUUCAACCAUCCUCAACAAGAGGAUACAUAACAAGAGAUUUAAGGCAGCAACAACACCAAAACCCUUGGCAGUUAUAACUCCAACUGAUGCUUCUCAUGUCCAAGCCACAGUUAAAUGUGCCAAAAGUAACAACAUUCAAAUCAGAAUUCGGAGCGGCGGUCAUGACUAUGAUGGUUACUCAUACGUAUCAGAUGUGCCUUUUGUUUUAAUCGAUGUAUUUCGUAUCAAUUCGGUUGAUGUCAAUGUACAAGAAGAAACGGCGUGGGUUGAAUCAGGUGCAACAAAUGGUAAGAUUUAUUAUAACAUUGCAAAGAAAAGCAAUUCUCUUGCUUUCCCAGCUGGGGUUUGUUUUUCUUUAGGUGCUGGUGGUCAUUAUUCUGGUGGUGGGUAUGGAAAUUUGAUGAGAAAAUAUGGUCUUUCUGUUGAUAAUAUCAUUGACGCAAAAAUUGUUGAUGCCAACGGAAAAAUCCUUGAUAGAAAAUCAAUGGGAGAAGAUCUCUUUUGGGCUAUAAGGGGUGGUGGUGGUGCUAGUUUUGGUGUUAUUCUUUCAUGGAAAAUCAAAUUGGUUCAUGUUCCUCCACAAGUUACUGUUUUCAAAGUGAAAAGAAAGAUAGAUGAAGGUGCAACUGAUGUUGUUUACAAAUGGCAAUCAGUUGCACCAAAAUUAGAUAAAGAUCUUUUCCUUAGAGUGCAACAUGAUGUUGUUCAAAUUGGUAAAACGGGUAAAAAGACAGUGCAAGUUAGUUUCAUUGGUCAAUUUUUAGGGACAGUUGAAAGGCUUUUACCUUUGGUGAGUGACAGUUUUCCUGAACUAGGUUUGAAGAAAAGUGAUUGCAUUUCAAUGCCUUGGGUUAAUAGCACUCUUUUUUGGUAUUUUGUACCAAUUGGUACUCCACUUGAAGUAAUGUUGGAAGAACCAAAAGAUCCUGGCCAAUAUUAUUUCAAAGGUAAAUCAGAUUAUGUGAAGAAACCUAUUCCAAAGAAAAUAAUAGAAUCUCUAUGGAAAUUGAUGAUUGAAGGCGAAGAGAUUAUGUUUAUGCAAUGGAAUCCUUAUGGCGGAAGAAUGGAGGAGAUAUUGCCAUCAGACACACCAUUUCCUCAUAGAGGAGGAAAUUUGUUCAUGAUUGGAUAUUAUCAUAAUUGGAUUAAUGGAUCCCUCCAAACUCAUUUGAACUUUUCAAACUCAGUUCAUAAAUUUAUGACACCCUAUGUCUCAAAUUCUCCAAGAGAAGCAUUCCUAAACUAUAGAGAUGCUGAUAUUGCUGUCAAUCAUCCAAGCAAUACAACGAGAAUUGACAUUGCUAUAACUUAUGGAAACAGUUAUUUCAAAGAAAAUUUUGAAAGAUUAGUAAGUGUGAAAACGAAGGUUGAUCCAGAGAAUUUUUUUAGAUACGAACAAAGUAUACCUACUAGAAUGUAG
Vicia faba (fava bean) is the source of this 1572-nucleotide messenger RNA. NCBI's taxonomy places the organism in Eukaryota, Viridiplantae, Streptophyta, Magnoliopsida, Fabales, Fabaceae. The record is from the annotation of a GenBank genome assembly.